AUGGGCGGCAACCUCUCAUCCAAGCAUUCCAAGAUUAUCUUUGCCACCGCCGAUGGUAGCGUCGGGAUCAAGCCGGGGUUUGCGCAAAAGUACGCGCCGUACAUGCCGCUUGAUGUCAAGCUGCCCGUUCUCACACCGCGGCACGUCGAGCUCAUCAAGGCCAACUGGGCCGCGAUCUGCAUCGGCACGUCUGCCUUCGACGCCGAGAAGCACGGAUCGCCUGACAAGUUUUUCCAUCGCACGUUCUACUCACUCCUGUUCAACGCGGAUCCGUCCCUUCGCGCGAUCUUUCGAUCGAGCCUGACGAUGCAGGGCAAGUCGCUGGCAUCGAUCAUCAAGGUCAUGACGGGGGUCAUGUCGGCCAGCAACAUCGUCGAGCGCAUGCAGGCGCUGGCGACGGGCCACCUCAAGUUUGGAGUCAAGCGCGAAUACUACGUAACGAUGGGGAUCACCCUCGUCAAGACCCUCGAAGUGAUCAGUGGCACGUCGUGGUCGCGCGACGUGAAAGAAGCGUACUUGACCGCGUACUGCCUCCUCUUCUACCUCGUCCUGCCCGUCGUCGUGCACUACCAAGCCGACCCCGUGCAGGACUCGAUUCCGUGCGCGAUCACCAACGUCGACGCGAUCGCCCCCAAGUCCCGCCGACUCACAUUGGAAUUUGACUUUCCGCUGCGGUUUCAGCCCGGCGACGGCAUUCUCCUCGGCUCGGGCAACACCAAAGUGUGCUUUCCGAUCGCGUCGUUCCACGACCGACCGACGUCGACACUCGACAUUUGCGUGGACAUGGCUGCGUCCGACUGGCUCUGCCGCCAGGCCAUGUGCUCCAAGCUCAAGCUCUUUUGGGUCGCUUCGAACGUAAACUUUGAGAUCGACACGCCCGAGACGGGACUCCCCCACGACGUGCUCCUCAUCAGUUACGGCGUCGGCGCCGCCCCUUUUGUCGCCAUGAUGCAAGGGCUGUAUAGCGUCAAAGACGUGUACCGUGGACGUGUCGUCGCCCUUCAGUGCGCGCCAACCAUGGAAGACAUUGCGUUCUUUCAUGCGCCACAGGGCGGUCGGUAUGGGGACCUGCACGCGUGGGAUCAGUGCACCAUACACUACGCGGCCCGGGUGACGGAGGAAACGUUCCUCGAGAUGGCCCCAAACUCGCUCGACGACGUCGAAGUGAUCGUGAAUGGUCCCAAAGAUUUUGUCAUCGCUGUCUCGAACGCGUAUGCCGCCGCGGGGGGGAAAACCCCCAUCAAGAUCUAUGGGUUUGACAACCCGAGGCAAACUCGAUAACAACUAGAGUCAUGAACAAGGCAAUGCUGCCGCGUCGUUU
Messenger RNA from Aphanomyces invadans, 1321 nucleotides. RefSeq lists its product as hypothetical. Gene Ontology annotation, molecular function: heme binding; FAD binding; nitric oxide dioxygenase [NAD(P)H] activity. The record is from RefSeq and is a predicted model, not a curated record. The transcript has a single exon. Gene Ontology annotation, cellular component: intracellular anatomical structure. Gene Ontology annotation, biological process: nitric oxide catabolic process; cellular response to nitrosative stress. Bases 1 to 1281 code for a protein of 426 amino acids. Lineage: Eukaryota; Oomycota; Saprolegniomycetes; Saprolegniales; Verrucalvaceae.